AUGGCCGAUAAGGCAAACGCUGCGAGCAGCUAUGCGCCAGUCCUUUCAGCUCUGGUGACUAUGCAGAGCAAUGCCGGCAAAGAAGAGAAAACCAAUGCCCACGAAUUCCUGGAGAAAUUCCAAAAAUCGCUGGAAGCAUGGAACACCACUCAUGCAAUAUUACAAGACUCGUCUGCCCCGGCAGAAGCCAGGCUGUUUGCUGCAACCACACUGAAGGGGAAGAUUACCUAUGAUCUCCACCAGCUGCCAGCCGAAGCCCUCACUCCUCUCCGAGACUCGCUCCUCUCUUUGCUUCAACUCUAUGUUUCGGGUCCUCGACCCGUUCGGACGCAAUUAUGCGUAUGCCUGGCAAUCCUGGCAAUACAGUUGACAACGUGGAAAGACGUCUUGAGAACAGUGGGAUCGGCUGUUGGCAGCAGUAGUAACGGCGGAGACUGUCUGCUCGAUUUCCUGCGCAUCCUACCAGAAGAAGUCACAGAAGGCCGCAAGAUCAACAUUUCAGAAGAGGAACUUGCCGAUCGGACCAAGGAACUCCUAGAGGACAACUCCGCUCAGGUCUUGAAUCUUUUGGUCUCCUACGCGCAGUCAUCAACUCAAGCUGCUCACAAUCCUCACCUGUAUUCUUGUAUCGCAUCGUGGCUUCGAGAAAUCCCCACGAUCGACGUCGUGAACUCGCCCCUGUUGAAUGAGAUCAUCGACGCUCUCCAAGACAGCGAUUCCUUCGAAGCAGCGGUGGAUUGUCUUUGCACCAUGUUCAGGGAUACUCGAGACGUCGACGAAUCACAAAGCGUUAUCCGAAUACUUUAUCCCCGAAUCAUCAAGCUGAGACCCAUGAUUGCAGAAGCAGCUUCCACGGAAGACAACGAUCUUAUGAAAGGCAUCACUAGACUCUUCGCAGAGGCUGGUGAGGCUUGGGUCGUACUCAUUGCACGUAUGCCCGAUGACUUCCGUGAGCUUGUCGAAUGUGUUCUCGAAUGUUGUGUCCGCGACAAGGACCGAGAAGCUAUUUCGGUCACGUUUAUUUUCUGGUACGAACUCAAGCAGUCCCUAACCCUGAACAAGUAUAUGCACGCCCGGGCUACCCUCGCGGACCUCUAUUCGAAACUCGUGGAUGUCAUGAUCAAACACCUCGAAUUCCCCACACCAGAGAAUGGCAAUGAGAAGGAUCUUUUCGACGGGGAUCGAGAGGCAGAGGACAAGUUCCGCAGCUUCCGACACAACAUGGGCGAUGUCCUCAAGGACUGCUGUGAAGUUAUCGGGGUGACGCUGUGUCUGACGAAGUCCUACGCUCUGAUACAAAGCUGGGGACAAAAGUAUGCCUCGGGGGUCUCGGGCACAACCGUACCACAUUGGCAGGAGCUUGAAGCGCCACUGUUCAGUCUUAGGGCAAUGGGUCGAAUGGUCAGCCCAGAGGAGAAUACUGUGCUCCCGCAAGUUAUUCCUCUGCUUACCACGGUGCCCGAUCACGAGAAGCUGAAGUUCCAAGCCAUCAUGGCCCUGGCUCGUUACACUGAAUGGACCGCUCAGCAUCCAGAAACUCUCGAGGCACAACUGAACUAUGUUAUUUCUGGAUUUAAUCACAGCUCCCAAGAAGUUGUACAGGCCGCAGCGCUGGCCUUCAAGUUCUUGGGAACCGACUGCCACAGCUUGCUCGGCGACCAUGUCCCACAACUCCACACCUUCUAUGAAAGUGUUAUCGACAAGCUCAAAUCGACCAGCCAGGAGGAAGUAACGGAAGGAGUCGCAGCAGUUGUUGCGGCGCAACCCGUUGACAAAGUCUAUGAGACAAUGAAGAUGUUCUGUGACCCCGUCAUGAGGAGGGUGGUUGCUCUUGCUGCACAAGCGAAUGAUGAGAAUGCUCAGAAGACCGUGGCUGACUACCUGGGGCUCAUGACGGUCUUUUUCGAUUGGGUACAGCCCUAUGUUUCCCCGUCUCAGGAGAACCCGGCAGUCAAAUAUUGCCAAGAAGUGCUCCCGGCCCUCUCACAAAUUGCAAAGCACUUUACCCGAUCCAUGCCGAUACUGGAGAGGGUGUGCAAGUGCUGGAGGUCCAUGGUUAUAUCUUACCGGACCGCCACAGCGCCACUACUGCCUGCGCUUGCGACCAGUAUCGCGGAGGGCUUUGAAGCAUCGCGCCAGGGCUGCUUUCUGUGGGCAACCGAUGCAGUGAUUCGAGAGUUCUCGUACGGAGCGGAAUUCGUCGACGAGGCCACGAGCGAUAAUGUCUAUCGCUUUUUUGCCCAGCAAGCUACAGUCUUCUUCCGGAUCCUCGCCGAACUACAACCCGUCGACCUUCCUGACGUGAUCGAGGACUUCUUCCGCCUAGCGUCUGAUGCUGUUCGAUUCUAUCCUCAAAAGACCCUUACUUCGGACCUUGCUCUCCCGAUGGUGAAUGCAUCGCUAACGGCCCUGACCCUGCAAUCAUUGGAACCACUUCAAGCCACCUUGCACUUUCUGAGAGAUUUCCUCGAUUUCGGGUUUGAGCAACCACCGGUCUCCAAUUUCAACGGGCCUAACGGUGAACCAACGGCCACAAACCCGCCAGAGGUGCAAGCGGCAGUGAGACACGUGCUGAGUUCUACGGGACAGGAACUUGUACAUCGGGUCUUGACCGGCAUGAUGUUCAGCUUUCCCGAAGACUGCUUUCCCGAUGCCUCUGGUGUUGUCCUGUCUCUGUUCAACUUGGCACCUCAAGCGGCGGCUCAAUGGGUUCAAGGAACUUUACAGGCGUUGCCUACCGGCACAUUGAAACCAGCCGAAGCCAACAAACUGAUGAAAGCCAUUUCCGAGAAACUGCAACAAAACGAGGCGCGAAAGGUGCGCAUGUUACUCCAAGACUUUACGAAUUCGUAUCGGCGACGGAACGUGGCGCCGCGUGAAGGAUUAGGCAGGUUGGAAGCGGCAAGGUUCAAGUUCAGCGGUUGA
This is a messenger RNA of Fonsecaea erecta, 2925 nucleotides long. RefSeq lists its product as hypothetical. The transcript is spliced from 5 exons. The record is from RefSeq and is a predicted model, not a curated record. Bases 1 to 2925 code for a protein of 974 amino acids. Gene Ontology annotation, biological process: protein import into nucleus. Gene Ontology annotation, cellular component: cytoplasm; nuclear membrane. Gene Ontology annotation, molecular function: small GTPase binding. Lineage: Eukaryota; Fungi; Ascomycota; Eurotiomycetes; Chaetothyriales; Herpotrichiellaceae.